Messenger RNA from Tigriopus californicus, 341 nucleotides. Its product is annotated as IST1 homolog. NCBI's taxonomy places the organism in Eukaryota, Metazoa, Arthropoda, Copepoda, Harpacticoida, Harpacticidae. The record is from RefSeq and is a predicted model, not a curated record. The transcript has a single exon. The coding region runs from base 1 to 282 and encodes 93 amino acids.
AUGGGGGGUGGUGCCGUUGGAGGAGUCUCUCGACAACCUGACCUGCCCCCGACCACGUCAACUAACCCACCUCCUGUUCGGUCAGAGUCCAAUGAGGACAACACGAUGAAGAAUAAUCUGGAUUUCCCGGAGUUGCCUGGGGUGCCCCAUGACUCGCCGUUGAAAUCCGUCACUCCGGAUAACAAGGAGGUGGACGAUGAGGAUGUGAAGAAUCCGGGCGAUGAGUCUGAGAUCGAUUUUGAUGAUUUGACCCGACGUUUCGAAGCUUUGAAAAAGAAGUGAAGUUAUUAUGUAUUUUUACCACUGGCUUGAAUAAAUGAAUAAAGUAUUUAAUUUCUUUA